Molecule: messenger RNA, 10800 nt
Organism: Thamnophis sirtalis
Lineage: Eukaryota; Metazoa; Chordata; Lepidosauria; Squamata; Natricidae
Source: RefSeq, a predicted model, not a curated record
UAGAGAUGCUGCUGCGAUAACUCUCCUCUCUUGUCUUUAUUGCAAUAGGAAAGAAAUAAUGAGAUUAUUUUAUGUCUCUUGUAGAUACUGAAAUAAAAAUGGAGGAGAUCUUACUUUGAAGUGUUCGCAUUCUUUGGUUUCCAAUUUUUGAACUGAACAAGUUCCUUCAUUCCUCUCCUCAAAAAAAGGCAAUGUAUUGCUCCUGGAAAAGAAAUAAUACAUACCACAAAAUUGAUGAUCAUGAAAAUACAGAAGAAAGAAAAACAGCUGCCAAAUUUUAAAGUAUUGACUCAUUCCCCAAUGUCUGAUGACUCCAUCACCUUUGAAUGCAAGCCACGGUCCCCUUUUGAUGGAAGUCCAGAUCAGGAAGAUUUGAGUGACUUGCUGACAAUCUCUGACUUGGCCAGUGUGAGCCUGGCCCAUAAGGACCAUCAAAAUGUGCUGUCCGUGGAGGUACCCAGUGAGAUUGUGCAGAAUAUGAUAACCUGCCAUAAUGGGAUGCAGGACGAUGGGGUUGGGGGUACUGGGGUAAAAAAGAAACGAAAGAAAAAAGAGCUGGGGCAGCAAGAGCUGGGCAAUGAGAGAGAAGUAAAACCAAAGAGGAAAAGAGAACCUAAGGAACCAAAAGAUCCCCAAAAGCCCAAGGAGCCCAAAAAGCCCAAGGAGCCCAAGCAGGAAGGGGCCAAGAAACCCAGGAAGCCUCGGGAGCCUAAAGCCCCAAAGGAGUCCAAAGAGAAGAAGAACAUCUUAGAGACUUCCUCCAAAGCCAAGCCCAAGAAAUCCAGUAUGGAGCAAGGACCAACUCCUGUUGAAAAGAAGAAGAAAGGAAAAAGGAAAAAUGACACGUCACUUGAUAGUUUAGAAUUGGAUCAAGGCCUCCUUUCAUUGUCUGGACAAAACCUUGAAGAAUCUGUUGAAUCAGUUGACAGUCAGAAGCGCCGUUCAGGACGCCAGGUGAAGCGUAGGAAGUAUAAUGAAGACUUGGAUUUCAAGGUGGUUGAUGAUGAUGGUGAAACAAUAGCUGUACUGGGUGCUGGCCGAGCUUCUGCACUUUCUGCAUCUACCUUGGCUUGGCAAGCAGAGGAACCUCCUGAGGAUGAUGCCAACAUUAUUGAGAAAAUUCUUGCCUCCAGGAUGGUGCAGAAAGAGAUUUAUCCUGGAGGAGCAACUUAUGAACAGGAAGAGUUCUAUGUAAAGUACCGCAAUUUUUCUUAUUUGCACUGUAAAUGGGCCACCAUGGAGGAGCUAGAAAAAGAUCCCCGGAUCUCCCAGAAGAUUAAACGCUUUCGCAAUAAACAGGCCCAAAUGAAGCACAUUUUCACUGAGCCUGAUGAAGAUCUGUUCAAUCCAGACUAUGUGGAAGUUGAUAGAAUUCUAGAAGUGGCUCACACAAAGGACUCCGAAACUGGGGAGGAGGUGACUCACUACCUGGUGAAGUGGUGCUCCUUACCCUAUGAAGAAAGUACUUGGGAACUUGAGGAGGAUGUUGAUCCUGGGAAGAUUAAAGAGUUUGAAUUUCUCCAAAUUCCUCCAGAACUUAAAUCCUUGGAGCGUCCUGCCUCAGAGUCUUGGCAAAAGCUAGAGAAGUCUCGGGACUAUAAGAAUAACAACGAAUUGCGGGAAUACCAGCUGGAGGGAAUGAAUUGGCUGCUUUUUAACUGGUAUAAUAGGAAAAACUGCAUUCUGGCUGAUGAAAUGGGUUUGGGGAAGACGAUCCAGUCCAUUACAUUCCUCUUUGAGAUCUAUCUGAUGGGUCUUCGAGGUCCAUUUCUCAUCAUUGCUCCACUUUCCACCAUCACAAACUGGGAGCGAGAAUUCCGUACUUGGACUGAGUUGAAUGCCAUUGUGUACCAUGGCAGCCAGAUAAGCCGCCAGAUGAUCCAGCAAUAUGAGAUGGUUUAUCGGGAUACACAGGGUAUUCCUCUUCCUGGGCUCUUCAAAUUCCAGGUAGUUAUUACCACGUUUGAGAUGAUCUUGGCAGAUUGUCCAGAGCUGAAGAAGAUCCACUGGCGUUGUGUGGUUAUUGAUGAGGCCCAUCGGCUCAAGAACAGGAACUGCAAAUUACUGGAAGGAUUAAAGCUCAUGUGUCUGGAACAUAAAGUGCUGCUGACUGGGACACCCCUGCAGAACUCAGUGGAGGAGCUCUUCAGCUUGUUGAACUUCUUGGAACCACAACAGUUCCCAUCUGAGACAGCCUUUCUUGAGGAGUUUGGGGAUCUCAAAACAGAAGAACAGGUGAAGAAACUCCAGUCUCUUCUAAAACCCAUGAUGCUGCGAAGGCUGAAGGAUGAUGUGGAGAAGAAUCUAGCACCUAAACAGGAGACCAUCAUUGAAGUAGAGCUGACCAACAUCCAGAAGAAAUACUAUCGAGCCAUCCUGGAGAAAAAUUUUAGCUUUCUAUCCAAGGGUGCUAACCAGCAUAACAUGCCUAACCUCAUCAAUACCAUGAUGGAGUUGCGCAAGUGCUGCAAUCAUCCCUACCUCAUUAACGGAGCAGAGGAAAAGAUCCUAGAAGAUUUCCGUAAAACCCACAACUCAGAAGCUCCUGAUUUCCAGUUGCAGGCAAUGAUCCAGGCAGCAGGCAAGCUGGUGCUGAUUGAUAAAUUGCUGCCAAAGCUGAUUGCAGGCGGGCACAAGGUGUUGAUCUUCUCCCAGAUGGUGCGCUGCCUUGAUAUCCUGGAGGAUUAUCUCAUCCAGCGGCGAUAUACUUAUGAGCGCAUUGAUGGCCGGGUUCGUGGGAAUUUACGUCAGGCUGCAAUCGAUCGCUUCUGCAAGCCAGAUUCAGACCGUUUUGUUUUCUUGCUCUGCACAAGGGCAGGAGGGCUAGGCAUCAAUCUUACUGCUGCUGAUACCUGUAUCAUCUUUGACUCAGAUUGGAAUCCACAGAAUGAUCUGCAGGCUCAGGCUCGCUGCCACCGAAUAGGGCAAAGCAAGGCAGUUAAAGUCUAUCGCCUCAUCACCAGAAAUUCCUAUGAACGAGAGAUGUUUGACAAAGCCAGCUUGAAACUAGGAUUAGACAAGGCAGUGUUGCAGGAUAUCAACCGCAAGGGAAGCAACAAUGGGGUGCAGCAGCUCUCCAAGAUGGAGGUUGAAGACCUAUUGCGAAAAGGUGCUUAUGGGGCUUUAAUGGAUGAAGAAGAUGAAGGCUCCAAAUUCUGUGAAGAAGACAUAGAUCAAAUCCUGCAACGUAGGACCCAAACCAUCACUAUUCAAACUGAAGGGAAAGGCUCCACAUUUUCCAAGGCCAGCUUUGUUGCUUCAGGAAACAGAACUGACAUUUCAUUGGAUGAUCCCAACUUCUGGCAGAAAUGGGCAAAAAUAGCUGAACUGGAUACUGAUGCAAGAGAUGAAAAGGAGAGCCUAGUGAUUGACAGGCCCCGUGUCCGUAAGCAAACCAAACACUACAACUCCUUUGAGGAAGAUGAGCUGAUGGAGUUUUCAGAGCUGGACAGUGACUCUGAUGAGCGACCCACACGUUCACGGCGUCUCAAUGAAAAAACACGUCGGUACUUAAGGGCAGAAUGUUUUCGUGUGGAGAAAAAUCUGCUUAUAUUUGGCUGGGGACGUUGGAAAGAUAUUCUGACCCAUGGCCGGUUUAAAUGGCAUCUCAAUGAAAAAGAUAUGGAGAUGAUCUGCCGAGCACUGCUGGUCUACUGUGUUAGACAUUAUAAGGGAGAUGAAAAGAUUAAGAGUUUUAUUUGGGAUUUGAUCACUCCAACAAAGGAUGGACAAAACCAAGCCCUACAGAACCAUUCAGGAUUAUCAGCUCCAGUGCCAAGAGGAAGGAAGGGGAAGAAAACCAAGAGUCAAAUGCUGUUACCCGAGAUUAAGAAUGCAGAUUGGCUUACUACUUGCAACCCUGAAAUUGUCCUACAUGAUGAUAGCUACAAAAAGCAUCUGAAACAACAUUGCAAUAAAGUGCUGUUGAGAGUACGGAUGCUCUAUUACUUGAAAGCUGAAGUGCUGGGGGAGGCAGCUGAUAAAGCCUUUGAAGGAACCCCUGCCAAAGAUUUAGAUGUCUUGCUGCCAGACAUUGACUAUGUGGAGAUUCCUGUGGACUGGUGGAAUGCUGAUGCAGAUAAAUCCCUCCUCAUUGGAGUUUUUAAACAUGGUUAUGAACGGUACAAUGCAAUGCGAGCUGACCCAGCUCUGUGUUUUCUUGAGAAAGUGGGCAUGCCAGAUGAGAAACUGCUGUGUGCGGAGCAGAAUGUCACUGAUGGAGUACAGGAUGCUCCAGAACGAGGAAAUACAGACAAAGAAGAGAGCAGUGCAGAUAGACUUGCUGGAGUAGAGAAACAGGAGGAAAUUUCUGAUACUUGUGGUCCAGUUCCUGAGAAGAAGGAUGAUAAUGUGGCAGCCCAGGAUGGCUCCGACCCAGACAAAUCCAGCUGGCCUGUGUCAUCUGCUCUCACAGCCAGACUUCGGCGUCUAGUCACUAUCUAUCAGCGUUGCAACCGCAAAGAACUGCCGCCUAGACCUGAUGUUAUUGGAACUUGUAAGCAUGGCUAUUGGCUCCAAGAGGAAAUGAUUAGGAGAGCCAAUGAAAUGGACCCUAUGAACAAUGAAAUACAGAAGAGAUGGACCAGAAGAGAGCAAGCAGAUUUCUAUCGCACAGUCUCCUCAUUUGGAGUCAUUUAUGAGCCAGAAAAGAAAGUCUUUGAUUGGACUCAAUUCCGAUCCAUUUCACGCUUGGAGAAGAAAACUGACGAAAGUUUAGAAAAAUAUUUCUAUAACUUUGUUGCUAUGUGUAAAAAUGUUUGUCGGUUGCCCCACUGGAAAGAUGAUGGCCCAACAGAUCCCAAUAUUUAUGUGGAACCCAUCACAGAGGAACGUGCUGCAAGGACGCUGUAUCGAAUUGAACUCUUGCGGAAGAUCCGUGAGCAAGUGUUGAGGUGUCCACAGUUACAUGAAAGACUCAAACUUUGCCGCCCAAGCCUAUACCUCCCUGUUUGGUGGGAAUGCGGCAAACAUGAUCGGGACCUGCUAAUUGGUACGGCAAAGCACGGACUGAAUCGCACAGACUAUUACAUAAUGAAUGAUCCACAGUUGUCGUUUCUGGAUGCUUACAGAAAUUACGCUCAGAAUAAAAGGACAGGGCUCCUUGGAGAAGAACACUUAUGCUGUCACCACCAAGCAAAUUCUAAACUAUAUUACUCGCCUUUGUAUAAUCAAGCAGAAAGAAAGCAGGCAUCAGCAGAGGCAGAAACAGAAAACUGUGCUAAGCUCAUGAUCUCAGGGAAUGAUCUUUUACAGGCUGAAAAUGCCUCUCAGGAUGGCAGCUGUGAAAAUUUCAUGUCUAAGGUCCGAAGUAUGAUUUCCGCUAACUAUGAUGAGAGUUCUUUGCCUGACUCUUUGUCAUGCAUGAUGUAUGAUGAGAAGGCCUGCAAUAGUGAGCACAGUUCUUUUGCUCGUGACAGCCCUAGCUGCACAGACAUCAGCAGCAAUGCUACCAAAGUGGCAGAGGGCAAAACAGAUGGGGAUGAAGACCUCUCUAGUUGUGAUGCUGAGACCAUACGAGAGUCCACCUACUUGGAUCAUUUGCAAUUUGGCAGUGAUCAGUUGGAAGGUCAAAAUCUAGGACAGGAGCUUUCAGAGAAGGAGGCAAAGCCUUCCGAGAGUUUUGCUCAGGAAACCUGUAAUGCCCUUCAGCAUAUGGAAAGUCAGUAUAUGAGCCCAAAAGCAGUUCCAUUUGAAAGAGAUGGUGUGGAGAGUGUUCUGAGCAUAGGGGUCUAUGGUCCAAGUCUUCAUAAUUUUGACAUCAAAGUACAACCUGAGAAGAGAUUGAUGGGCUUAUUGCAUGAAAAUAGUUUGGAGGAGAAAUUAAUGCAGAGUCAAAGCCAUAGUGAAGAGGAAGAGGAGGAGGAGGAAGAAGAGGAAGAGGAAGAUCAUCUGGAAACAGUAACCGACAUUGGGAAAGAUAGAGGAGAAGCCAAAUGUAGAACACAGGAGGAACAGAAACACAAUUCAUGUAUUCUCACCACCCUGGAUGCAUUAAUGGAGGAAAGGAAUAAGAUCCUGGUUGAAUCAGUCUCAAGUGAGCUGGCAGCAUCCAAAUGUGAUAGUGAGCCAGGGAUGGGUGAGGAUGAUCAAGCUGAGUGUGAAAGCCUUGAGGAGCACACCCCAGGCUUGCAGGAGAUUCAGACCUGUCACCACCACUACCAUCACUCUGCAAGAAGCCAGGCUUCAGCAAUUCAAGUAGAACUCCUUAAGCAACACCCGGUUUGCAUGGAAGGAGACCUCUGGGGAGAUGAUUCUGAGGAGAAGAGAGAUAGUCCUGUUACUCAAUCUCUUUAUGAGAGCGAAAUAAAGAGAGAAGAAGAAGAGUGUGAACACCAAGACCUAGACAAGAGGGAUGGAAUAAGUCAAAAUCAAGAUGGUUUUGAGAAGUUUUCUGAAGAUGAAAGUAAGAGCUCUGCAUUUGCUGUUCCUGGAGAGAGUGAUGACCUUCAUGAUGUUCGGGCACCUACCAUAGCUCAGCUUUUACAGGAGAAGACACUCUACUCUUUCUCAGAGUGGCCCAAGGAUCGAGUGAUCAUUAACCGUAUUGACAACAUCUGUCAUGCAAUCUUAAAGGGAAAGUGGCCUUCUUCCAGUCAAUCUUUUGACAUACCAUAUAUGAUGCCCACUCCUGCCUUAGUCAGCAGUACUUGCAAUAGGAGUGGCUAUACUGAACCAGAAGUCUCUGAAUCCAGUUUCAGCAAUGGAAUGUUAGCGACACAACUCCCAAAGGAAACUUUUUUGGCUCCCACCUUUGUCAAAGAUGAAUCCAAGCACCGGCAAUCAUAUGAAUUUGAAAUGGAGAGAGAUGCCAAGCACCGGAGUCUUGAUCAGCUUGCAGCAUCCCACUCCCACCCUUCAGCUGUGUUAAAUGGCUGGCGGGAUGCAGUAGAUCUCUCAAGAGUGCCAGAUGGAACUUCAGCAAGCAGCACUCCAUUUUCCAUGAGCACAAAUAUACCUAAGCUAGGGACCAUGAAUGCUCUGCAGGGCUCCCUUGGCAUGGACUUGUCUGGAAUCCUUCAAGCAGGGCUUAUUCAUCCUGUCACAGGGCAGAUUGUCAAUGGAAGCUUGCGAAGAGAUGAUGCUGCUAUCAGAAGACGACGGGGUAGGAGAAAAAAUGUGGAAGGGAUUGACCUGAUACUUUUGAAGGAGAGAAGCCUCCAGACAGGGCUGCCCGAAGAUGAAGGUCAGACCGUCACAAGUAAUUCUAAUUCAGAUGGGCCAGUUAUAACUACCUCAAGUCAACAGACAGCUCCAGCUACCAAUGUCCAGACAGAUAAGAUUGUUCCAAACAAGAGUCUUCUGGAUUGGCUGAGACAGCAGUCUGAUUACACUCUCGAAAUCCCUGGCUUUGGCACAAAUUUUAUAGAAAAGCCUAAACAAAGAAGGCAGCGUUGUAAAGAUCCUAGCAAGCUAGACAUAAAUUCUCUCACAGGAGAGGAACGGGUGCCUGUGGUGCAUAAGGGCACAGGACGGAAGUUAGGGGGAGCCAUGGCACCAGCUUUGAAGGAGUUACCAAGGUGGCUUGAUGCAAACAUGGAGUAUGCUGUUGCAGCAGACUGGUCUGACAUAGUUAAACUUUCAGGUUUUUUACCUGAAAGCAAGUUUCAUCGUAUUCUCACUGAGCCUGUACUCCGAGAUGUUGGACCUCGACGAAGAGGAAGAAGGCCAAGAAGUGAACUCUUUAAAGCUCCGGGUAUAGGAGCAGAUGCUUCGUCUGGAAUGGGACCAUUAUUCAUGAAUGGACUUAUUGCUGGAAUGGAUUUAGUAGGACUUCAGAGUAUGAGAAACAUGCAAGGCAUUCCUUUGGCUGGACUGGUUGGCUUUCCUGCUGGAUUUGCAGCAGUACCUGCUGGGGAGGAUGUCAAAAAUACUCUGAGUAUGUUGCCAAUGAUGUUACCAGGCAUGGCUGCUGUACCACAGAUGUUUGGUGUUGGAGGACUUCUUAAUCCAUCAAUAGCUACUACUUGUACUUCAACUGCUCCAACGUCAUUAGCAAGCACAACUAAAAGUGGUACAACACAUUCAGAAAAUGAAACUGAAGACAAACAGAAUACCCCAGGUUCAAAAAUAGAAACUGUUUCUGAAGACAAAUUGAGUCCUAAUUCAUUUUCUGAUCAGUCAGAACCUGCAAUAACAACCAGUAGUCCUGUAGCCUUUAACCCAUUUCUUAUUCCUGGAAUGUCAUCUGGACUGAUAUAUCCCUCAAUGUUUCUUUCUCCUGGUAUCGGCAUGGCCUUGCCAGGUCUUCAACAAACCAGACACUCAGAGGCAACAAACCUAGAAAGUCAGAAAAGGAAAAAAAAGAAAACUAAAGGGGAAUUAGCAAAUGUGGAACCAGAAACGCUCUCACUAUCUGACAAGGAACAUGCUAACAAACAAAACUGUACAGAACAAAUGCCAUAUGUGUCAAUGGAGCAUGAACGUGAUGUACCAGCAGAGGAGGAGGAAGAGGAGGAGUUAAAAGAAAUUAAAAAUAUCAAUUAGAUUUUUUUUUGUUUUUUGUUUUCUGAAAAAAAUAUUGUGGCUUGUUUCUCAUCCCAUAAAUAUUUGUUAUUGCUCUUUGUCCCCACCUCACCUUCAUAAAAACUGUGUUUCUGUAAGUAAUAUUAUCUACCUAAUUCCUGGUAAGAAAACUAUGGUGACAAUUUAAUAGUUGCAAGGUCUUGCCAUAGAAAUAAGCAGUGUUCUAACAUUAGUGUGGGAGGAAUGGAAUUCUGGUUCAUUUGUCCACCAUUCACCCUUCCCUUCUUUCAAACAGUAGUAAAAUAUCCGAUCAUCUCUAAAACUGGUCACCCCUCCCUUCUUCCAAAUAAUAGUACGUGGUCAUUCCCAAAACUGCUUGCUUGUGUAAAAGAAAAAAAAAUCUGGUAAAAGAAAGUGCUUCUUUUAGAAGAAAAUACAGAACACAGGAAAAGGUUGAUGUUUUUACAAUGACACUGAAUUAAAAAAAAAACAAAUCUUGUAUUUUGGAGUAAAAAGCACAGCUAUAGUAAGUGCUAAUGUGUAUUUUUUGAUUUAAAGUAUUUCCCUAUUUUAUCAUGUUUACUAGAAUAGUAGUAUAGACAGAAGUAUAUAACUAAUGAUUGAAAUGCAUAUAUUCAUUUCUUUUUUUAAGGCAUUAAUAGUAGAUAUAUAAUUUCUUCCUGGUCACACUACAAAGUUUUGGAAACAAACUGCUGUAAGGGGAAAGAUUACUUAACUUUUAUAUUUCUAAAAGAAAAUCUUGUUUUAUGUUUAAGAUGCAUUUCAGUUUUUUUUUUCUUUAGAUAUCAAGCCCAUUUCAGCUCCUGCUGAGAAAUUUAUGCACAACUUACCUUUAUUAAAAAAAUACAGUGGCAUGAAGAGGGUUAUAAUAACUACCAAUUAUUUUUUCAACUUUGUACUACUCAUUUUUCACAAAGGCACUUGGCAUUUUUCCCCCAGGGAAGAAGAAAGCAAUGAAAUUUUCUUAAGUGGGAACUGGACCUAAGUUAUAUCAUUUUUUUCUUUCUUUGUGUAAACUUUGAAAACUUUUUUUAAAAGCUGUGGAAUGGAUUUUUCCAUUAUAGUUGGACUUUGGCAGAGAUUGUCAAAGUUUCAUAACUUGGCUUUAUCCUUCAUUUCUUUAUCAGACUGUGAAAACAUUUUUGCUAUUUCUUUCCAUUCCUCUUGAGCCCUUGCACUCUUAAAUGAUAUUUCCCAGCAUCUCCACAUCUACGUUUUGUCUUUUAAACGAAACUGUUUAAAAACAUAUGCCAAUUUUAAAUGUUAAAUUGCACCCAAGAACAGUUCUUACAUAGUUAUCUUUAUUCCCACUCCUGUGUCACUUUUCUUUCACUUGGGCUUGUUCUAAUUUAUAGCUCGUGAUUUGAGACUUGAAAAACAAUGUGGUGCGAUGUUUAAAUGGCAGACCAUUUAAAGGGGCUUGGGAGUGUAUGCUAGUAUUCAGUUUCACACUUGGUUUGUCACAAUUUACUGUACUUUUUAUUUUUUUUCCUUUUACCGUUUGCUAAUUUAUCAGGUGGUCCAAAUGUUUUUGACAUAACUAUUUCAGUUUGCAUUAUUUAUUUAUGAUGCUUUUUUCAUUGUCUUUUAUACAUUUGGGAUUUUAAAGUGUGUACAUGUUAAAUUUAGCAUCUCAAAGAAGUCUGUUACCCAUGAAUUAAAAUUAAGGCUGCAUGUUGCAGUGAAUUUAUACUAUUGGAUUGGAAUCAAUACCAACAAAUUACAUAAUUUGGUUACACUGUUGUAGAACAAUUGGAUAAUAUUAUAGACCCUAUUUAAUACAGCUGUAUAGGACAGAUACUGUAUGGCUAUUGACAGAUUUCUUAGAAGUGCUGCUAUCUCUGUUUGACUAACAUUUUGUUCAGCUUUGCCUCCAAUGGAAGCAAAGAGGGUUUUUUCAGCUGUUAAAUCCAAAAUCAAUAUAAUUUAUUUAUGUAAAAAAAAUCACUUGAUAUAUUUUUGAACCUUUUAAGUACUAAUAACUUUUUAUUUAGUAAAAAAAAACCAUGUACUUGCCCUAAAUCCUUAAAAUACAAAUGCUAUAAAACUUCAUAUAUCUUGAAAGCCUUACUGUCAAUGGAUGCAAAUCUCUUAUCUGGAGUCUACUUGUAAUAUAUACGAAUGUUUGGCAGGGUUACAUUUAUAAGGAACAGGGUUGAAACUGAAUUUUAGUUUGUCAGCAUGUUCUAUAUACCUUGUCCUUUCUUUUUUAAUGUAUGUUUGUAGGCUUCGUUUGACUUUCAAUAUGUGACCCUUUUGCAGUGUGAAGCUGUUUUGGCUUAUUUACAGUGAAAGGCAUAAAUGGCUUUUUUCAUA